Messenger RNA from Symbiodinium sp. CCMP2592, 474 nucleotides. NCBI's taxonomy places the organism in Eukaryota, Dinophyceae, Suessiales, Symbiodiniaceae. The record is from the annotation of a GenBank genome assembly.
AUGGAGAGGGGCAGGCUGCCGAGAUCUUUCGCAGUCCAGCUUCUAGUGGUUGGCGUAGUCGCGACACUGGCCCCUGCGGGUGUGCGCCUGCACUUGGCCUCUGCCAAACCCGAAGACCGAAGGCCCAUCGCUGAGGAAGAGGAAACCAUUGGCAACAUGCUGUGCAGAGCUGCGCGUGAGGCUUCCAAUCGUUCGGGUGGAACUGGAUCCAUGAGCUGUGCUGCGAUCAUGGGUGGGGCUUGUGGCUCUCUCUUGCUCAUUCCAGGUGCUCCUCGAGUGGAGGUUUCGGGAAUUGAGCUUGUCAGCUGGAAAGCUCCCUUCGCUGGAGCUGUGUGCGGCCUGUACUUUGUGCAGCUACCCGAAGGUGACAUUCUGGGAGAGAGAUGCAGGCGAGUAACCACGUGGCUGUGGCGGCAGUGGCUGCGAUGUCAGCGCACCAAAUCCGAAGAAAGCAUGGUGCACUUCGGCGUGUAG